AUGAUCCCACAAAGAAUGAAAAAGAUGGCCAAUGUGGCUGAACAUCAUGUUGUCGAUGCCAAAAAGUUUGUCUUUUCAAUGGGCCGUCGAACCAUGUCUACAGCGUCGAUGAAUUCAAAUACCACCACCAGCACGACCGCACAAUCCAGCGAUGAAGAUCCCAAGUCCAACAAGCCCACCAAAGCCAAAACCACUCUGGGCCAUUUCACCCGCAGCAACAGUGAUAGCUCCAUCAUGGCUAAUACCCUCCUCUGGACACAUUUGAUUCCUCCCAUGCCCGUCAUUGCAUCGACCGUGUAUCGUCAUUAUGCGAAAGGCCCACCUGCUAAAUCAUGGUCGCUUUCAACCGAUAUCACGAUUGCCGUGAUUCGUGAUUUCCUGGAUCGUUCCAGUAAAAUCACAGUAGAAGAAGUACAAAAGAUUAGCACAACCAAAAAGCUGCCCAUUCCAUCCAACAUCAAACGUAGAAAAUUUGUGGUGCCUAAUGAGUAUCGAAAGAGAGCAGGUGAUUUGAUCAAGCCGCUAUUGACGAAAAAAGAUCAGCAACGCAUAGGCUGGGAUUGGGAGAAGGAUCGCGAUACGGCUCCUCCGAUUAAAGGCGAGUGGCUGCAGACAAAAGGAAACCCGUUGGAUCCUUGCAAAGAAAGCACUGUGCUCUAUUUACAUGGCGGUGCCUACUAUCUUGGUUGCUAUGGCAUAUAUAGACAGUUUCUGGCUAGAUUGGUCAAGUAUUCCAAAGGUAGAACAUGUGCCAUUGACUACAGAUUGGCGCCACAACACCCAUUCCCUGCUGCCGUAGAGGACGCAUUAGCCACAUACUUGUAUCUGAUUGACCCACCCAAAGAAGAAGACACGCAGCCUAUUGAUCCCAACAAGAUUGUCAUUGCAGGUGACAGUGCUGGUGGCGGUUUGACAUUUGCUACCUUGAUGGCAAUCCGUGAUUCAGGUCUUCCUGCGCCAGGCGGCGCCAUGACAUUGUCUCCAUGGAUGGAUUUAACACACUCACUACCAUCCAUCUUGAGCAACAUCAUGACGGAUUAUCUUCCUCCCACUGGCUUCAAGCAUGCGCCAUCGCCAGCGCUGGACUAUGCUCGACUACCUCACAAAAAAGAAGACGCUGAAAUGCUAGCACAGGUGCAAGCAGAAGCAGAGGCACCCAUAGACGCGCAUGGUAACUUGGCGGUACCCACUACCGACAGUGAACUCGCUGAAGUUGCUCGUAGAGCUUCCAUUGGACCAUUUGGUGAAUGUGUUCCAGUUCAAAGCAUUAAUGGUUCCGAUAUUUAUCGGGUACAGUUUUAUGCUGAUAAUGAUGCACUCAAGCUCCCCAUGGUGAGCCCCAUUUUUGAUAGAGGACACUUACGUGGACUUCCGCGUCUAUUGGUGCAAUGCGGAACUGCAGAGAGAUUGCGCGAUGAAUCAGUAUACACAGCAUUACAAGCAUCCAACAGGUUUCCUGGCGCCAACAAGGACACAGAAGCACUUGGAACACCCACCAACGUUACAUUGGAAAUGUAUACAGAUCAACCUCAUGUGUUUCAGCUCUUGUUUUCCAACAAAUCUGUUUCGCGCGCAAUUAAGAACCUAGCAGCCUUUGUCAGAGAUGUUACGCAUUCACCUGCUGCCAUUGACAAUCUCAAGGAUAAAGAAAACAAAUCGAGUUAUGUCACUGACAACAUCUUGACGAUCCGUAAUGUGAAUCCACAUGGCAAAAUGACAGAUAUCAAGGACCAAGUGCUUGAUGAUUUCUCAAAGGAGGAAUGGAAGGAUUGGGAAUCAAGACUGAAGCAACCUAGCAUCAAACAACGUAUGAACGAUGUCACUGCAGCCUACAAGAAUCUCUUGGAAGCAGAGCAUACCAAACAUGAUGUGAAGCAUGUCUAA
Mucor velutinosus is the source of this 1884-nucleotide messenger RNA. RefSeq lists its product as uncharacterized. Gene Ontology annotation, molecular function: lipase activity. The transcript is spliced from 5 exons. Bases 1 to 1884 code for a protein of 627 amino acids. NCBI's taxonomy places the organism in Eukaryota, Fungi, Mucoromycota, Mucoromycetes, Mucorales, Mucoraceae. The record is from RefSeq and is a predicted model, not a curated record.